This is a messenger RNA of Microplitis demolitor, 5963 nucleotides long. RefSeq names its product neurogenic protein mastermind (gene mam). The transcript has 7 exons. The record is from RefSeq and is a predicted model, not a curated record. Gene Ontology annotation, cellular component: nuclear speck. Gene Ontology annotation, biological process: Notch signaling pathway; positive regulation of transcription by RNA polymerase II. Bases 1515 to 4565 code for a protein of 1016 amino acids. Gene Ontology annotation, molecular function: transcription coactivator activity. Lineage: Eukaryota; Metazoa; Arthropoda; Insecta; Hymenoptera; Braconidae.
GAGAGUGGAGAUUCCUGGGCACGCGCACUCCACCUGUUAACGUGUAACGGCACGCGCCAUCCUCCUCUCCCUCGUCGGCUCUUUUCCUCCUUCAUUGGUGUCUCCCUACCCCAUGGGAAGUAGUCGCCUCCUCCCACGUUCUUUCCCUCACGCGUGGCACAGAACCGCGAGUCGGACGCGCAGGAGUCAAUCGCUCGUGAGCUUGGACUGCUGCAUCAAGAGCUCGAUUUUAUCUUCUCUUUAAUAUUUUAUUUUUACUCCAAAAUUAAAACCUCAUCACUUUUAAAUAACGUACAUUCAUUUGCUCUUAUCAGCUGAUUAUUUUUUUAAAUUAUCAAUUAUUGUUUGUAUUUACAUAUAUAUUAAUAUAAAUACAUACGUAUAUUGGAUUUUAAGUAUCGAUACCAAGAUAUCAACGAGAGCCAUAUAAAUAAUGUAUGACAGCCAGUUUUAUUUUAUGACUUGAACAAUUGUUUCAAUAGUUAAGUACAGAGUAUUGUUUUAUGGUUUAAUAAUAAUAAUAAAAAAGGAUAAAUAGUAAUGUGAAAAUGCUAUUAAAAGUUUUUUAUUUUAAGCAACCAUUAAGUGUAAUGAGAUGGGAUUUAUUGGUUUGUUGUUGAUACAAUAAUUGACUUUGAAGAAUAUAUAUAUAUAAAUGUAUAGAUGUAUGUAUGUAUGAAUAAAAUAAGUGUACGAUGAUUGUAAAGCUGACGUACAAGUGCGCGAGUCAGUAUCGAGGGAGGAAGAGUGCUUGAACCACCUGUUGAGGAUUUACGAGAGGAAAAUUGACAAGUUGAUAUAUAUAUUCAUAUUUGUAUCAAACAAUUAUCUUAAAUUGAAAAUUUAACACGUAAUAUGUAAAUUGUUUUGUUUUACUGUGGAUACAAAAUGUGAAGUGAUAUGAUUUUUAUUAAUUUUGGCGGUUAAUUUUUGAAUUCAAACGAUGAGGAAAUUAAAAAGUAUCGAAAAUUAUUUGGACUACUUGUAUUUAAAUUUAAUGGAAAUGUCGGUGUCACUGCAGUGUUGGUGUAAAUGUGAGUGGGCUUGUAGUCGACAGGCAUCACUUGAUGUCCGCACAAGGCACUAUCAAAUAUGUUGAAGCUCUGUGUUAUCGCUCUCACCCAUCAUCGUACAGCCUGAGUGCUAAAAAAAAAGCCAAAGAGGUCAAGAGUCGCGCGGGAGAGUGCGUGACGGACUCGCGGGCGCACGGGUUCACCCCGCGCUCGAUGCGUCCUCCUGUGUCUUCUUUAAAUAUAUAUAUAGAUAUGUAUUGUGUAUUUUAUUUUUAACUUAGUUAUUAAUUCUCACUCAACUACUAUUCUGUUUUUAACGGACGAUUGCUUUUAAUUACGAUCAGUUAUUUGAUAUCAAAUACUGCGAACUGUUAAUUUUUUUGACUGUGAAAUUGUUUGAUAAAUAUGUUAUUGAUACAAAGUUAUUUUGAAUAAAAAAAAUAUAUUCCAUUUAGUAUUCAAACAAUUUGCGUGGCUACUGCGUCGAUUCAUCCAGUUGGAAUGAUGCAGCAGAAAAUAUUAAAGAGGACGGCCGAGGACUUGGAGUCAACUGGUGCGAAUAACGUGGACAGUAAUUUCGGCGAGCCACCGGUAAAAGUACAAUGUACUCAACAAGGUCCUCAGCAGCACCAGCAUCAGCAAACCCAAUCGUCGAGUGGAGCUGGAGGAGCUCAUCAUGGUAUGGGUCAGCAUCCGGCUGGCAACGGGACAAAUUCAACGGGACCUCAGGGUCCUAAUAAUCCUGGCGGUGGUAGUACAGGUUCAACUUGUACCGGUAACAAUACCAAUGAAGGUCUUACCAAGUUUUCUGUUGAGAUUGUUCAGCAGUUGGAAUUUACAACUUCCGCUGCUAAUUCCCAAGCCCAACAGAUAUCGACAAAUGUUACUGUUAAGGCAUUAACAAACACAUCUGUGAAAAGUGAUUUAGUGAAUGCAUCAUCGUCCCCGAAAUCUGGUUUAGACAAUAAUUCUUCCAAUGUUGUGUCCUCGAGGACUACAUCAACUAAUCAAAGUGGCGGUAUCGGAUGUGUUGAUAUUGGUAAUUUAGUUGAGUGUAAACAGGAACCGGACAAUGAUUUCGUUGAUCUCGAACAGUGUGCCGCGGCUGUUGUUAAAGACGCAGCAGCAAAUGGCGCCGGGUUUCCUGGGUUUUCAGAUUUUAUCGACGAAACUGGUGACGAAAUGCUGACGUCUGAUACCUUCAAAGAUCUCAUAUCUGAAAUAACAGAUUACCCGGCGUUGAUGGAUGAGUUUGACUUUGAUGACAAGGGUAUAGAUUCUCUGGCAUCGGGUGUUAAUCAUGGAAACAGUGGAGUUCCUGGAGCUCCCAGUGGAUCUGUUGGUAAUUCUGGUCCAAUGAAUAAUGGGCAAAUAAAAAUAGAAGACGAUAAAGAUGCCGUUCAUCAGCAUAUUAAUGGUGGAAACAGUGGACCAAAUGGUGCGAUUGGUUCAAACUCAAGUCCCGGUCUUGGUUCAUCAUCCCAACAAUAUUCACCUGCUCGCUUGCCUUACUCAGGUUUAGAUUUCAAAUCGGAAAUGAGUCCAGCUGCUCAGACAUUGAAACAAAUGGCCGAGCAACAUCAGCACAAAAGUCAGCAAAUGGGUCUCGGACCAUUUAAUCCAACUGGCAAUUCAGCCCGUGGUCCUGCCUCAAGAUCUCCUUACACUGAAUUUCCACAAUUCGGUGGCAAUAACGAUUAUCUAGGUAGUCCUGGUAGCAAUGGUACCACCGGUAAUCAAAAUCAAAACGCUCCGAAUUCCGUAACAGCUUCUUACCACAAGAGCACCAGUAAUCCGGGCUUCCAAACACAACCGACUAAUGAUAUGUUCGGUACGCAGACUCCGUUCGCUGGACUGAGUGAUAUGAAAAGAUCACAGUCGAUGAGCGGUAAACCUAAUAUGCUUGGACCGACAAGUUACAAGCAACAAUAUUCUCCAUACGGUAGUCCAGGUUCAAUGCCUAAUCACGGAAGUCCUGGAUAUCCUUUGCCAUCUCGCGGAGCACCCGGACCAGGUCCUAAUCAAGCUGGCUCCGGUCCAGGUCCUUUUACGAAUUCAACUCCUCCACGACCUCCUUCCGGCUCGGGAUCAGCAACCCUGCAAAUAAACCAAGCACAGCAACUGCAUAUAUCCAAUCCUGGACACAAUAUACAGGUGUCAGCAGGCCAACAUAUGCAAUUAUCCGGUGACUUGAAACCCGGUGUCUCUGUGGCAGCACAACAGGGCAUGUACUUUAAUCAAACGCAAAAUCAAACAUCAUCAGGACAACAAGAUACAUACUGCUCGGUAUCGCAAUCCCAGACAAUCAAUUUUACUCAGCAGAGCCUGAGGCAACGAGCUGCUGCUGCCGCUGCCGCGGCUGCUGCGGCGGGUGGUGUACCGGGACAACCUGGACCGGGUGCACCACCGCCUAGAAAUCAUUCACAACAAGUACCGACAAACCAAGUUGAUCCACAUCAACAUGCCAAGCUUGUUCAACAACAGCAGCAACAGCAACAGCAACAACAGCAGAUGCUGCGCGCCCAACAGGUAAUGCAACAUCAGCAGCAUUUGGCAGGAGGAAUGGGUGGCGUACGGCCACCACCACCUGAGUAUAAAACAGCACAAGCGCAAAUGAUGCAUGCUGGUAUUGGUAUGGGUCAACAAGCGAGGUUUCCUAAUCAAGGGUCAAUAAGAAGAGUUGCACAGCAACCUAUGCCACCUUCGGGACCAAUGAUGAGGCCACCAUUAGCCCAACAACAGCAGCAACAACAGCAGCAGCAACAGCAGCAGCAAGCGUUACAUGCAGGCGGCAACAUGUAUAUGAGCAACGUAGGUGGGGGAAUGCCCAUUAAUAAUAUGCAUCAGAUGCACCAGAGAUUAGGAUAUCCAAGGACGAAUAAUCAGCGACCGCCAAAUGUUAGUGUCGGUCCACCAGAAGGUCUAGGUAAUAAUAUCGGUGGCCGUGGUACACAACAAGAAUGGCGACAUCUUCUCAUGCACCAACAACAGGGCUUUCAAGCGCAGAUGCGUCCGCAAUUUAGUCAACAACCCCAUCAAGGUGGUUUUGGUAUGGGUGCUGGUACUGGUGGUGGUAUGCAAAUGAAUGCCACUCAAAUGCAACAUCAGCAGCUGAUACGGUCACAAAGUAGUGGAAUGAGUGGUGGUGCGAUGAACAAUAAUUCACAGAUGCAACAGUUAUUGUCUCAACAGCAUCAGCAGCAGACACUGGUAAUGCAACAGGGAAAUAGUCAAAUGUCAAUGCAGAUGCAAAUGUCACAAUCAGCAUCCGUUAAUUCUGUUUCAAACACUGGAACUGGAUCUCCGCUGCAUCCUCAUCAGCAGUAUGGAUCUGGUAGUCCGGGAGUCAGAUCAUUGCCACCACAACAGCAGCAGCAGCAGCUCAACCAACAGCAAACUUCGACGACAAACGAUUCGUCAGUUGCGACAGCCGCUGAUUUUAGUCUUGAAUUUUUGGAAAAUCUUCCUACUGGUGAUACGUCGAAUUUUAGCGCUCAAGAACUACUUAAUUCGUUGGACUCAACGGCGAGCUUUAAUCUCGAUAUUUUAUAAAAAAAUUUAACCUAGUCAAGGUUAAAUACAUUUGAAAUUUAUGUACAUGCCAGCUGUCCAAUAAUUUAUUUGUUAUUAGGAAUCAGCUGUUUAUGUACAUAGAAUACAAAUAGGCAAUCACGUUUUAGUCAAUUUAAUUAUUAUUUUUUUUUAUUAUUAUUAUUAUUAUUGCUAUGAAAAUAAUUAUAAUUUUAUAGCAAUUAACAUAUAAAGAGAGCUAAGAAGAGAGUAAAAGCAAUCCGAUCAACGUUUGAUCAUUACUUGUUGACUGCUUUCUCUCUCUAAAUUAUCUUACUCUCAAUCUCUCACUCUCUAUCUGGCAUCUGAGUGCUCUUGUCGACGACCCAAGUGUACCUUCGACGAGCACUCUGUUAAUGCAAUUAUUAUUUUUCUUUUUUUAAUUAAAAAUUUUUCGAUACUUUUCCUACUUCGGUUACGGUCCUGAAGUCAGCAGACGGUUAUCAAUUUUCGGCUUUUUUUUUCGACAAAUCAAUCGCAAAAAAAACAAAAACUAAAAAUAUGCACAUGUAGAAAAUUCAAUAAACUACAGGUGCAAUUUUUUCAAAUAUUUUUUUUUUAUAAUUUAUCAUUUUUAAAAAAAUUAAAAAAUUAUUAGACGUCGGCUGACUUCAGUAUCAUUACACUUAAUCGUGUGUUAACUCCGGAAUAGGAUUGUACGGAAAUAAUAAUUGUAAUCAUUACAAUUACAAACAUAUUAUAUAUGUAUGACAAGGUUGAAUUAAUAUUAACAAUAGAUAAAAUUUCUGUUUAAAAGUAGACCAAUACACAAUAAAAAAAUCUUGAGUAUACAAUAAACAAACUGUCAAACGCUAAAGUAAUGAUUACAAAUCCACUUAAAUUUAAAAACGUUUAUUUUAAAUUUAAAUUAUGUCAAUUAAAUAAACUGGAUAGGAAAUUUUCAAAUAAAUAAAUUUUAAUUAUUAGUUAUUGUCAUUAAUUGAAGGAUCUAUCAGUUAAUUCCAAAUAGAUAAUAAAAUCAAUAGACAAAUCAAUAUCCUUCUGUGACAUUUAUAUAGAUAUUAAUAAUUAUUAUUAUUAUUAUUACAUAUAAAUAGAUAUAUUUCAGAUAGCUGAGCUUUUUAUUACGCAAAUCUUCAGUAUGUAAUCGUGUGAUGGCUCAGUGUACCGUUUAAAUAAAGUUUUCGUGUACAUAGUAAUGAUGUUUUUAAGAUGUUAGUGUAUUUAGAAGACGGUUAUGUAAAAUGGGCUUUCUAAAAAAUUUAUAUAAAUAAAUAAAAUAAUUUAAAGUAUUUAUAAAUUUAAUAACUCCAGUAAACUGUAAAAAAAAAGAUAACUUUUUUUUAAAUUAUUUUUUUAACAGUUAAAUUUAAAUAAAUUGAUUGAACUUGUGAAUAAGUAAUAGAUAUUAUAUAUAUU